AUGCUACGUACAACGUUGUUAUCUUUGAUACUAUUGGUAUCAUUAUCUUCAACAACAUUACUUCGUAAAACAAUUUCACGUCGACAAUCUGAUCCUACAUACUGUCAAGCUAUAGAAGGUUUUGAUUGUCAAUGUUCAAGUCAGCGUGUAACAUGUACAACGGAUCGUGAUUUACCACAACAACUUAAUGUCUUAGCAGGUGAACAACAUAAAUAUCCAUCAGUCGAAUUAAUUAUUAAUGGUGAACGUGAUCAUAAUGUUAAUGAUUAUACAUUUGAACCGGUCAAACAAUUAUUUAAACCUGAUUCGGAUAAUUUGGAAUGUCGUAUUAAAUUUGAAAAAUUUACUGGAUUACAUUUAUCAUCACCAGGUGUAUUCAAUCGAAUAUUUCCUGAGAAUGCAUCACCAACAGCUCGAAAACAUUUGGCAUUGGAAAUUUACAAUCCACUUGUUCAACCAAAUGAUAAUGUCAAUUUAUUUGCAAAUUUAAAUAUUGAUUCAUUAGAAUUGUAUGUUUUAUAUCCAUUUCGUGGAACAUUUCAACAAUUAUUUGCUGGAGCAAAUGUUAAAUAUUUACGUUUAAGUGGUGGAGAUAUCAAAUCAGAUUUAUCUCAACCAUUUACAGGAAAUAUUGGUCGAUUAGAAUUAGCUAAACAGGCUGGUCAAUUGAAUGUACAAAAUUUUCCUAUCUAUCCAGCACAUGAAUUAAUUAUUGAUGCUUUCUAUGUUACUGAUUUUAAUAGUGAUAAUCCACCAAAUUAUUCAAAUUUAGGUGAAUUACGUAUUUAUAGUCAAGAACGUAUACCAGCUAAUGCUUUUCGAAAUUAUCCAAAUUUACAUACAUUAUCUGUUACAACUGAAAAAGAUAUUGAUCCACAUGCAUUUGUUGGUUUAAAUAAUUUAGAAAAAUUAACUAUUAAAGAUACCAAACCAUCAUUAGAAAUUUUAAAUAGUCUACCUAGUCUUAAAGAAUUUCAUACAAAUCUUGAAAAACUUGAUGACAGAGAACAAUGUCAAUUAAUUGAAAAAUUGGGUAAUGGACAAAUUGCUGUACAAGCUAUUUCAAGUGGACGUGAGUGUACAUGUGCAUCAGCUUAUUUGGAUGCAGCAACUGGACGAUAUCCAUGUGAUGCUCAAAAUUGUGACCAAUCAUCCUGUGCAACAAUUAAAAAUAAUUAUGAUGCAACAACACGUACAUUCAAAGCACCACCAACUAUCAGCCGUUUAGAUGGUAGUAAUGCAUUACAUCAACGUGAAUCAAAAGUAUAUACUGCACCAUUUCAAAUAACACGUCAAGAUCAAGAAAAAGUUCAACAAUCAGCACCCCAACAAACAAAUGAUCAACAAGGUGAUGAACAACAACAACAACAAGAUAGUGCAACACCAGCUGGUCAAACGAGAAAACGACGACCAAAAACAAAACAACCAACUACACCAAAUUAUGAUCAACAUCAAAAUCCUGCUGAUGGAAAUUCGUGGCAAUCUGGACAAGCUGAUCAUCCUUAUCAUCCAGACAAGAAAAAAGAAACUUUUAAAAUGGUUUCAGACUAUCGAUCACCAAUAUAUUCUCAACAUAUUAAUAAUAUACCUGGAACAGAAAAUGAAUAUCCACCAAAACAUUUUAUAAGUCCAAAUGAACGGAAUAAUGGAAAAUCACAGGUUCCCUGGGACUAUGAAUCAUUUGAUUACCGAAAUCCAAAUGCAAAUCCAAAUGAAGUUAAUGAUCAACAACCAUCAGGUGAUGGCGGUGAAAAUCAACAAGGAGGAGAUGAUACCGAAAAUCCUCAAGCUGAAAAAGGUGCUGAAACUGGACAAGGUGAAGGUGGCGAGCAUGAACAUCAUCCACCAUCUGAUCCAAAUCAAUCGAAAGAUGCAGCUUCAGCUGGAAUGUCGGAUGAUUCAGCACCACCACCUAAGAAAGGACUCGGUUGGUUACCGAUCAUACUUAUUAUUGCAGCAAUAGCUGGUCUCUUACUUAUUGGCUUGAUUAUAUUACUUAUACGAAAACGACGUGCUUCAGGUUAUAAUGCAGCAGCAACUAAUGACACAGCUGCACCCAGAGCAUAA
This is a messenger RNA of Adineta steineri, 2067 nucleotides long. The record is from the annotation of a GenBank genome assembly. Lineage: Eukaryota; Metazoa; Rotifera; Eurotatoria; Adinetida; Adinetidae.